UCAUUUUUUUUCGCAACCCAAAACCUAAGAGGCUAAGACGGAGGAUAGUUCGAACUUCUUGCCGAUCGCGAACAGCGUGAGAGAGACGCUCUUCCCCUCGCCCUCGCCCUCGCCCUCGCGGCCCACCCCUCCUCCGCCUUCAUGGAAUCCCCCGACUCGCCCUAUGCUUCCUCACCCGAGGCCGCCCCCCAGCGAUCCCAGCACGCCAAAUCUCCAGCCCCCGAUGAUAAGAAGCCGACACAUGUUAGGUUUCUGGUGUCAAAUACUGCAGCUGGCUGUAUUAUUGGAAAGGGAGGAUCAACAAUUACUGAAUUUCAGUCACAGUCCGGAGCUCGUAUUCAGUUAUCACGUAAUCAUGAAUUUUUUCCAGGAACAUCUGAUAGAAUAAUCCUGAUUUCUGGAACGGUUAGUGAAGUAAUAAAGGCAAUGGAACUGAUCUUUGAAAAAUUGCUGACCGAGGCAGAAGAGACUAAUGAUCUUGAAAGUGUACCAAAAGUGAGGCUUGUUGUUCCAAAUAGCUCAUGUGGUGGAAUAAUUGGCAAAGGGGGAUCGACAAUAAAGUCAUUUAUUGAAGAUUCCCGGGCUGGCAUUAAGAUAUCGCCUCAGGAUCAUACUUAUGUUGGGUUGAAUGAUAGGCUAGUUACAUUGUCAGGGUCUUUUGAGGAACAAAUGCGAGCUGUCUAUCUUAUAUUGUUGAAGUUAAUAGAAGAUGCUCAUUAUCCACAAACUUUAAAUUCACCAUUUUCCUAUGCAGGUGCUAAUUUACGAGGUUAUCCCAGCGUUCCUGUGGGCUAUAUGAUCCCUUCAGUAGCAUACAACACAACAAAUUAUGGACCAAAUGGACUUGGGGGAAAAUACCCAAAUAACAAGAGUAUGAUGCCACAAGCAAUUCCCACAAGGUCACCUAUGGGGUCUCAUGAAGGCCAAGGCAGCUCAGUCACAAUUGGUGUUGCCGAUGAGCAUAUUGGUGCUGUUGUCGGUCGUGGGGGAAGGAACAUAAUGGAGAUCAGUCAGGUUAGUGGAGCUAGGAUUAAGAUAUCAGAUAGAGGUGAUUUCCUUUCUGGCACCUCAGAUAGGAAAGUAACAAUCACUGGAUCACCGGAAGCAAUUCGCACUGCUGAGGCUAUGAUUAUGCAAAAGGUUUCAUCUAAUUCUGAGAGUUGAUAAGUUCUGUGCGAUUCCGGUGGUUGCUGCAAUUGCGCUUAUGCUAGAUCUGUACAUCAAUUAUUCUGCUGGAUUAGAUUUGUUAGACUAAUAUGAUAGUAGAGUUUCUCUGGGUGGAAGGUGUUUACAAGGCCUGUAGUUAAUAAUACAAAGGGAAAGGUAAAAUGUAUGUCUCUGAUAGCCCAGGAUGAGUGCCUUCUACACGACAGUUUUGGUAGGCAUCUGCACAGAAAAGGAAAAGUGGCUUUCCAAAACAGUAAGUUAGAUUUUGGUGUUUGAGGCCGGAUGCAACUCUAACAUACUGUCUUGGCCAUAUUGAUCAACAGAAGUGUAGUUGAUAUUCUCAUAUAUGCAGCAUGAAUUCUUUAUCAGAUGACACUGGCAAAUUCUCAUGCACAUACAUACUGCUGCUGCUGUGUUGUUGAACUUAAAUAUCUGGUUCUAGGACUUUUCAAAAAAAAAUAUUUCUUUGAUGAA
Phoenix dactylifera (date palm) is the source of this 1641-nucleotide messenger RNA. It is a transcript of the gene BTR1L, whose product is annotated as binding to TOMV RNA 1L (long form). The record is from RefSeq and is a predicted model, not a curated record. NCBI's taxonomy places the organism in Eukaryota, Viridiplantae, Streptophyta, Magnoliopsida, Arecales, Arecaceae. Gene Ontology annotation, molecular function: RNA binding.